AUGACAUCAGCUACUAAUAAUAAUUCAAGUUCUACUGAACAACAACAAGCAGUAUUAUAUCAAAAAAUAUUUAAGAAAAUCUAUGAAAGUAAAGCUGGUACAAAUAAGAAUUCAUGGGAAUAUUUUUCAUUGGGUUUAACAGUUUAUCAAUGGUUAACAGAGAACGAUCCAGUUUAUACUCAUACAUUGGUUCUUGAAGAUGUUUUGGAUGCAGUUUAUGAAAUAUUCGAUAUUAUCAUAUCAAUUUUAGAAAUGUUAAAGUCCAAUUCAUCAUUACUCGCUCCUAUUGUCUAUUACUCAAAUUCAUUCGUUAAAAGAGCUGGUAUUAAACAUAAUCAAUUAUUUAAUUUACUAUUAACCAGUACAAUUGUAACUUUAAAAUUUUGGUCUGAAUCUGUCCAAAUUAGAAAUAUACUAUUGGCUGAUAUUUUCGAAUUCCCAGUUAAAGAUAUCAAUAUAAUGGAGAAACGUUUCUUGUCUGGUAUUGAUUACAAUUUAAAUAUUUCUCAAAAUGAAAUCUCUGAAUUCUUGGCCAGAUUCGAUAAAUCCUAUCAUGAACGUUUCCAAAAAUUAAAACAUUUUAAAGAACAACAAGCUUUAUUAACUCAAUAUAUUAAACAACAUAAAAAUCAAUACAAUACAAAAAAACAAUUAUCAAAAUCUGCAAAUAAUAUAACAACUACAUCAAUAAUAAUAUCAGCUGAUACUCAAAAUUGUGAAACAUAUUAA
Dictyostelium discoideum AX4 is the source of this 729-nucleotide messenger RNA. RefSeq lists its product as hypothetical. Bases 1 to 729 code for a protein of 242 amino acids. Lineage: Eukaryota; Evosea; Eumycetozoa; Dictyosteliales; Dictyosteliaceae. Gene Ontology annotation, molecular function: protein kinase binding. The transcript has a single exon. The record is from RefSeq and is a predicted model, not a curated record.